AUGGUGAUGCCGUCGGCAGCUGACAAGCCACCCCCGGAACCCAAUAACGUUUCGUCCCCUUCUGAAGGCCCGGAAAACCCUGUAGACAGCUUCCUCUCGCUUAUCCAAGAGUUCUGUGCUGGAGGCGACUUCAGCCGCCUCAAGGCAAUGUGCCAGGAGAAUAAAGAACUCAACGCAAAGAUCAAUCAGCUCGAAUCUGCCUACGAUCAAAACAUCCAAGCACUGACAAGCCAGAAUCUGUUGGCCAAUUUCUUCGACCUUGCCUUAAAACACAUGGAGGUUUUCCUCCGUGGCGACCUCGACGAUGCUUGCCUUGCAGACUCCGCAACAUGGAUAGAGCUCCGGAUGCGGGUAUCAAGCCAGCAACGAAUUCCGCUCCCGGCUUCCAACUCGCCAGGUGCCAAGCGGAUGAGGAUCGUCGCCGGCCUUGUCAUCUUUGGUGAAGCACUUGCCGACUACAUCUUUAGACCGACUCACACCGCCCAGGACAGCGAGCUCGACGAUGUUUUAGGUCGUCUCGGUACCCAGAAUUAUCUUCAGGAGAUGUAUGUCCGUGCUGCCUUGCUGAGGGUUCUUCCCGACAGGCAGAGAAAAAAUCAAGAAGCUGCAGUCAAGUCCGUCGUUACACACGUGUCAGAUGUCUUAGGCGUUUUAAUGCCCUCUUCGCGACGAGGGGAGUUCGAAUCACGCCUAAAGUUAGUCUCUGACGAAAUAUGCCACGGUUGGUCGCAGGUCCAGCAGCUGGAGGAGAGAGUCAGGCCCAGCUUCUCUUUCGAUUUUGCCGAGGAGUGGCAGCCGCUGCCGUCGUCAGGGCCCCAAACCUCCACAAAGCCCAACCCAUCGCCGUCUACUCAGUCGACGACACAGCAACAGAAAAACGGCCGCCAAACUCAACAGCAACCUAAACCCCGUCCUGAAGUGCUGACGAAGGAAGAGUUCAAAGAAGUCGCGUGGCCGGCAUUUCUAGCCACAAAUCCUGAGCAAGCCCAAGACGGCGACGGCGCAAACUCAUCAUCAUGGGUUUCAAUCCAUCGUGGGUAUGUUCUCACAAAAGCACAAGCUAAGGGGGCGGAGCAAGAAAGGACUGCCGAGGAGGAGGCUUCUCGCAGGGUUAGAAAGACUAUCCGACAGAAUGAUGGCAAUGAUCCUCGACAGACACAGAGAAAGAGGCGGGACUCGGGCAUUGGGGGUUUUUUUCACUCAUAA
Molecule: messenger RNA, 1206 nt
Organism: Ilyonectria robusta
Lineage: Eukaryota; Fungi; Ascomycota; Sordariomycetes; Hypocreales; Nectriaceae
Exons: 2
Coding region: 1-1206 (401 amino acids)
Source: RefSeq, a predicted model, not a curated record